Acaulospora morrowiae is the source of this 1674-nucleotide messenger RNA. The record is from the annotation of a GenBank genome assembly. Lineage: Eukaryota; Fungi; Glomeromycota; Glomeromycetes; Diversisporales; Acaulosporaceae.
AUGUUUCCAAAAACGACGAGAGUACUAGUUGCUAAAAAAGGUUAUUCGCCUGUUUCACUUCGCUAUCUGAACGCGUCGAGAAAGCAACCUCCUUCAAUUAAUUCUCUAAGAAAAAGUUCAAACCAAUUACAUUCUCCCGGCAGUUAUUUUGACAAUCGCUCGAAAAUAAUCAAUGAGUUUCGCGUCAACAACAAUCCUAAUCCCUAUCCACACAAAUUUCGCGUUGAUCUUUCCAUCCCUGAAUUCGUCCAAGAGUACAAUAACAUCGAACCAAAUCAACGACUAGAACAAGAAGUACUGUCGAUCGCCGGCCGAGUUCACAGUUGGCGUUCUUCUGGGACAAAGUUGUUCUUUUAUGAUUUGCAUGGUGAAGGCGCAAAAAUUCAGAUAACGGCCAGAGCACAAGAUUUCGAACGUGAUUUCGAUCGAAUUCAUAAAAUCAUUCGUCGCGGUGACAUCGUCGGAGUCAGGGGUUUCCCCGGGAGAACUAAAAGCGGUGAACUGUCAAUCUAUCCAAGGGAUAUGGUGUUGCUGUCACCUUGCCUUCAUCAAUUGCCUACUCCACAACAAGGAUUCAAAGAUCAAAACACUCGUUAUCAUCAACGUUACCUUGAUCUGAUCAUGAAUAACUCAACUCGCGAAAAAUUUAUCACCCGAACGAAAAUCAUAAAUCACAUUCGGCAAUUUUUAAAUGGCCUUGGGUUUUUAGAGGUCGAAACUCCAAUGAUGACUGCAAUCGCGAGUGGUGCUGCCGCGAGAACGUUCGUCACUCGUCAUGCGGAUUUCAAACGAGAUCUAUUCAUGCGCGUUGCGCCGGAAUUGUAUCUAAAGCAACUUGUUGUCGGUGGUCUCGAACGGGUCUACGAGAUUGGUCGUCAAUUCCGAAACGAAUCAAUCGACGUCGUGCACAAUCCCGAGUUCACGUCAUGCGAAUUUUAUAUGGCGUACGCGGACAUGUACGACUUGAUGGAUAUGACAGAAAAGAUGCUGUCAGAAUUGGUCAUGUUGAUCACAGGUUCACCGGUGGUCAAGUAUCAUCCCAACGGAUCAGAAGAUGGUAAAGAGUUAGCGCUAAACUUUACUCCACCAUUUCCGAGGCUCGACGUGAUAAGCUGUCUGGAGAAAACUUUGGAGGUGAAGUUUCCUCCUUCGGAAGAAUGGAAUACUGACGCAACAAAUCAAUUCUUAAAGAAUAUUUGUGAUAAACACAAUAUCAAAUGUAGUCCACCGAGAAUCACCUCGAGAUUAUUAGACAAGGCAAGCAUCCUCAUAUCCAAACUCAUCCAACCUAAAUGCAUCUCACCAACGUUUCUAACAGGACACCCGCAAUUAAUGUGCCCACUUGCAAAACAUCAUCGUGAAAAACCAGGCCUCUCCGAACGAUUUGAAUUGUUCGUGGCAUCACACGAAUUAAUAAACGCCUAUACUGAAUUAAAUGACCCAUUCGAUCAGCGCGAAAGAUUCAAGGAACAAGCGCGAAACAAGGAUAAAGGUGAUCAAGAAGCCCAGCUAAUAGAUGAGUCAUUUUGUACAAGCUUGGAAUACGGAUUGCCCCCUACGGCCGGAUGGGGCCUUGGCAUAGAUCGACUAGCCAUGAUCUUAACUGAUAGCAUAACGAUCAAGGAGGUUCUCCUGUUUCCCGCGCUCAGUCACGGUCGAACCUGUGAAGAGUGA